Populus nigra (black poplar) is the source of this 980-nucleotide messenger RNA. RefSeq names its product transcription factor bHLH104-like. The record is from RefSeq and is a predicted model, not a curated record. Gene Ontology annotation, biological process: regulation of DNA-templated transcription; intracellular iron ion homeostasis. The transcript has 5 exons. Bases 123 to 788 code for a protein of 221 amino acids. Gene Ontology annotation, molecular function: DNA-binding transcription factor activity; protein dimerization activity. NCBI's taxonomy places the organism in Eukaryota, Viridiplantae, Streptophyta, Magnoliopsida, Malpighiales, Salicaceae.
UAGGAGUACAAUUUUUUUCUUUUUACAUAAAAAAAACUCACAAUUUCUCCCUUCUCCCUUCUUCUUCUUCUUCUCUUUGAUCGUCAAAUCCAAAAUCCAAUAAAAAAUUAAAAGAGAGAUAGAUGGAAGCAAUAGAUCAGAUUGAGGGGGACGAUAGUUACUUGGAUUAUCUGGAUAUUUUAUUGGGCCCCGCUGAUUCUCUCACCAACAGUAUUUGCAGCAGUGGUGGUGUUGUGGAUAUUGAUUUUUCAUCUAGUGUUGGUGUUGUUACACAAGUCAAAGAAUGCUCGCGGAAGAGGGGACGAAGUGAUUCAUGUAGCAGAGCAGGGACCAAAGCUUGCCGCGAGAAGUUGCGGAGGGAGAGAUUGAAUGACAGGUUUCAAGAUUUGAGCUCUGUUUUGGAACCUGGAAGACCAGCCAAAACUGACAAACCUGCCAUACUAGAUGAUGCUAUUAGAGUUCUGAACCAGCUAAAAAAUGAGGCUCAGGAGCUCAAAGAAACUAAUGAAAAACUUUUAGAAGAAAUCAGAAGUCUGAAGGCUGAAAAGACUGAACUCCGUGAAGAAAAACUGAUGCUUAAGGCAGAUAAAGAAAAGAUGGAGCAACAGCUAAAAACUUUGGCUCUUCCCACUUCUGGGUUCAUGCCAACCUAUCCAGCAGCCUAUCAUGCUGCAGCCAACAAGAUACCAGUCUUUCCCGGUUAUGGUCUGAUGCCAAUGUGGCAUUAUUUACCCCCAGCUGCUUGUGAUACAUCACGUGAUCAUGAGCUCAGGCCACCUGCUGCAUGAUUCUUUUUUAUUCGUCAAAAUCCUGAUAACUUUCAGAUGCUAUUUUCUAGAAUUUUCUUAAAAUGUAAAUAUAACUUGCUUUGCACUUUAGCUGAUUUUGACAAUUCAAUUAUUGACAAGUUUAGUGCUGGAGAUUGGCUGGUAGGUAGCUAGAUUGCAAGUAUUUUCUCCAGUAAAUCAUUUUAUCUCUAA